Messenger RNA from Serinus canaria (Common canary), 1732 nucleotides. RefSeq names its product immunoglobulin superfamily member 6 (gene IGSF6). The record is from RefSeq and is a predicted model, not a curated record. The coding region runs from base 749 to 1447 and encodes 232 amino acids. The transcript has 6 exons. NCBI's taxonomy places the organism in Eukaryota, Metazoa, Chordata, Aves, Passeriformes, Fringillidae.
AAACAGAACAGCUUUGUUUCAAUUAUAAAGAAAACCUUAUUGUGUGCUGCUUUUUGCUACAGAAAGCAUAAUUACACUAAUUAUGUUUCAUUCCACUCCACACAGGAGGUUGCCACACCACUCACAGACUUGUUGCAAGAUCAGUUUCAGUUUAUCCCUGCUGUUCAAAAGCAGCUUCUUUAAGGUUAUCUUUUGUUACAUUUUUAACUAGAAUCACCAGGAGGGGCUAAAAGAUAACUGCCAUUAGUUAGGCUGGUGUCCAGCAGACAGGCACAGAGGUAAUUACACUAAUUAGAGUCAGCAAGUUGAAAACUACAAUUUGCUGUGCAGCUUUCACCAGCAGAUCUCCACAUUACAGUGGAUGGCUACUUGGUGCCUUCAGUGGCCACCUACCAGCUGAUCUGCUAAAGGCUGCUUAGGGUCAUAUAAAAUUAAGAAGCUGGUUAAGUAGCAUACUGGCAAAUGUCUUGUUAUUUGUUAUAUCCAAUGAAAUAAUCUGAAGGAUUAUAGGUACAACUCUCAGGAAUUCAAAAUUUAAAGUUCUUCACUCAUUUUCCAAGUAAUGUCAUCCACAACAAAAAAAGCUUUCUGGUCUGCUCUGUACCUUUAACCAGUUUGCUAAAUGCAGUAGUAAACACCCUUCUAAACAGGAAGUUCUACAUCUUGUGAUUAAGACAGUUCUGCAAAUCCAAACAUUUCCUAAGUUCCUCUUCCUUCAAGAAGAUUCAUUUCCACAGAGAUACAAGAAAUGGCAUCUUUCAACAAAUUAAAAAACGUGCUAAUGCUGGCGUUUGACUGGAUCCUGUAUGGUGCUGGUGUUGCAGGUCAGUGCCGAGUCACUGUAGCACAGCCCAGGUUUCAGCAGGCUGACUCCUCCAUGAAUGUGUCCCUAACCUGCUCCUUCUCUGCCUCUGGAUGCUCCUCAUCCCCACCUGAAGUUCUGUGGUUUCGCUUUUUAACUAAUACACAUCAGGAUUUGUGUACUCCUGGCUGCAGAGAUCAUCAGAAGUAUAAAGUACAUUCAUCAGGAAAUAACAUCUUACUUCAGAUAAAAGAUCUGAUUGAAGAUGACAGUGCUGUUUAUAUCUGUGGAAUAGCAUUUUCAGACUCAGAGUCACCCCGUUCUAAACAAACAGGAGAUGGAACAGUACUAAUGGUAACAGGAUCAGGGAAGCAGCUCAGCCAUGGAAAACUCAUCUCCAUGAUCAUUGCCUCGUCCUUACUGUUCCUGUACAGCUCUGCUGUGCUCAUUUCCUUUGCGGUCUACAAGUUAAAACCAAAGCUUCAAAAGAAAAGUGGGAAAGACCAAACAACAGAGAACUGUAAAAUAAAUAGCGGACGAAAAAUUUUUCAAGCAAUUGCUCAAGAACUUCAAAAGCAGAGAUAUGCUCAACACUGCCAGCAGCCUGAUGAUCUGGAAGAUGACACUGUUUAUCAGAACAGAUGAGCACAUGCAGCACUUCAGAUUUGUUCAACAGUUCUCCUGCAUGCAAAGGAGCAGGUGAGGAAGUUAAGCUUCUUCACAGACUUCCUCUGCUUUAAAGGAAGAGGAAAAAACCUUGCAGGGCAGCGUUCUUCAGGAGUAUUUUCUAAACAGAUCACCAGAACCAAGUGCAUUGUACCUUACACCUGUGUUACAUAUUCUAUUUUCCAUUUCCAAGAACCCUGGGAAAAGACUUCAUCUUUGUAAGAUACCUGCUGAUGCUUCAUAAAAGUUUCCCUUUUCAGUUUA